UAUUACAAAAAUAUAACAUGUUUAAUCAUUUUUAUACUAAAUACUCACAUGAUUUUUACUUUAAUAAUUAUGUUGAAUUUAAUGUGGAUAAUAUCUAAUUAUUGGAAAAUAUGUGGAAUGUUUUCUUUAGAACUAAAUUACAAUAAUUAUCAAAUUUUGUUUUCAAUCUUACUGUGCGUUUCUUGUUUAAUUACUUUUUAUAUAAACCCUAUAGACGUUUGUGUAUUGGAUGGAUGGUGUGAUGAUAAACUGUCUAUUGCAUUGCGUAGAAUUUAUACAAUAGUGCUAAUCUGUGCAAGUUUAGUUUCUAGAUUAAUUAUGUUUUAUAAAGUGAAAAAAUACUUAAAAUUUUACAGAAUAAACAAUGAUGCAUAUAAUCAGCGAUGGCCAAUGAAAAUUAUUUACCACUAUCGUUUUCAAUUGUAUUUAAGCUUGAUGAUAGCAUUUUUUUUGAUAAUUAUAAUUCCAAUUAAUAUUUCACGACUAUAUUUGAUAUAUAAGUACAACCCGAGUAUUACAAAUAUUGCAAUUAUUGGCGGAUACGUACAAAGUUUAAGUAUAUGUUGUAUGGAAUCACAUUUUAUUUACAUAAGUUUCUCAAUUUAUUUAAAAUUAUGCAUUAUAAAUGAAGAGUUAGGGCUUUUAAAAUCUAAAAUAAUGGUAGACAAUAAAUACCCUAUUGCAUUGCGUUCUAACGAUUUUAAGACUUUGAACAAUAGAAUAGUUAUUAAGAAAAAAACUGUCAAUAACUUAGGGAUGGCCUAUUCAUUGGAAAUACUUCGAAUUAGACAUGGUUUUAUUCGCAUUGCUAUCAACGAUCUGAACAACUUAUUCGAUAUACAGUUAGGACUUUCAUUAUGUGUUUUAAGUGUAAUGAUUUUAUUUAACAUGUAUAACGAAAACUUUCAUGCAAGUGGAACAGUAACCAGAUCAAAAUUGAUAUUUUAUGGAUGGCUUUUCCAAUCUGUUUUUAGAUUUGUAUUAAUCAAUAUUAUAGCCCAUUAUACAAUCCAGGAGGCACUCAAGGCAAAAAUACUUAUCACUGAUAUGAAUAACCGAUAUCUGGAUAACAAUUUUAAAUAUGAAUUACAGUUAUUUCUAUCUCAGAUCAAUAAUUCUUCACUGGAUUUCAAAGCUUACGAUUGUUUUAACUUAAAUAUUCAUCUUAUAACAUCAGCUAUUACAGUCGGUAUUACUUAUCUAUUCAUGUUAAUUCAGUUUCGAUUAAAUUCUCAUGACGUUACGAGAAAAUCAUAAAAAAAAUUUUAAUUGUUGUAUUCAUGCUUACAAUUUUAUGAAUGCAUUAUACAA
Molecule: messenger RNA, 1311 nt
Organism: Daktulosphaira vitifoliae (grape phylloxera)
Lineage: Eukaryota; Metazoa; Arthropoda; Insecta; Hemiptera; Phylloxeridae
Exons: 4
Coding region: 49-1257 (402 amino acids)
Biological process (GO): sensory perception of taste
Cellular component (GO): membrane
Source: RefSeq, a predicted model, not a curated record